Messenger RNA from Clarias gariepinus (North African catfish), 8530 nucleotides. RefSeq names its product protein tyrosine phosphatase receptor type Ub (gene ptprub). The record is from RefSeq and is a predicted model, not a curated record. Bases 160 to 4557 code for a protein of 1465 amino acids. NCBI's taxonomy places the organism in Eukaryota, Metazoa, Chordata, Actinopteri, Siluriformes, Clariidae. Gene Ontology annotation, cellular component: membrane. Gene Ontology annotation, biological process: protein dephosphorylation. The transcript is spliced from 31 exons. Gene Ontology annotation, molecular function: protein tyrosine phosphatase activity; protein binding.
UCCGCUGGCGGAGAAACAGUCCGGGUUUGAACUGUUUAUGCCGACGCCAGGCUUAACGCUUUCACUUGGUGCGACUCUGCGCUCAGCUUCGCUCUGAAUCUCGUGGAUCGAUGGCCGGGAGUCUGCAGCCGACAAAUCUGCUCCACCGGACCUUCUCCCAUGAUCUGCGCCUGUUUCCCGAACUGGACUAAAAAAAUGAAGGCGUGUGCGAUCGUCCUGAUUCUGGCCGUGCACAUUCGCGCCGACAGCGUAGAGGGACCGACAGCAGCAGGCUGUACAUUUGAUGAGGACUCUGACCCCAGCCUGUGCGAGUUCAGCCAGGGAGAGGAGGAUGAUUUUGAUUGGCAGCUCUUCCGCACCCACACCAUGCCUCAGGUCACCCCUGAUCUUCUUCAUGGCUCCUACAUGAUAGUAAACUCAUCCCAGCAUGCCGCGGGCCAGAGAGCUCAGCUACUGCUUCAGACGCUCAGCGAGAAUGACACGCACUGCGUCCAGUUCAGCUACUUCCUGUAUAGCCGGGAUGGACACAGCCCUGGGGCUCUGCGUGCAUACGUGCGGGUGAACGGCGGGCCACUGGGCAUGGCUGUGUGGAACGUUUCAGGCUCUCAGGGGCGCCAGUGGUUUCAGGUGGAGCUGGCAGUCAGCACAUUUUGGCCCAAUGAGUAUCAGGUAUUGCUGGAGGCCACCGUGGACCGUUGGGGCUAUAUUGCUGUGGACAAUAUCUUGCUGCUGAACUAUCCCUGCUAUAAAGCCCCCCAUUUCUCUCGCCUGGGGGAUGUGGAGGUCAACGCUGGACAGAACGCCACCUUCCAGUGUGUGGCAGCAGGAAGAGCAUCGGAGGCAGAGAAGUUUUUACUGGAGCGACACAAUGGUGAGGUGUCCUUAGGUGGCUCGGUUAAGCACCUGGGCCGCAAUCGUUUCUCGGUGUCCUUCCAGCUGGAGGACGUCCAGAGGCCUGAGCAGGACCUCUACCGCUGUGUCACUCAGUCGUCCAGAGGCUCUGGUGUUUCUAACUUUGCUGAACUUAUUGUCAAAGUGCCCCCCUCUCCCAUUGCUCCACCCCAGCUGCUAAGAGCAGGAUCCACAUAUUUGAUCAUCCAACUCAAUACCAACUCCAUUCUGGGUGACGGGCCCAUCAUUCGCAGAGAGAUCGAGUACCGAGCAAGCCAUGCGCCAUGGUCCGAGAUCAAUGGAGUGAACAUGCUCACCUACAAGCUCUGGCACCUGGAUCCAGACACUGAGUACCACAUUAGUGUACUCCUCACCCGGCCUGGAGAAGGUGGAACUGGACCCCCCGGACCCCCUCUUAUCAGCAGAACUAAAUGUGCUGAGCCCAUGCGAGCACUGCGUGACCUGAGGGCUUCAGAGAUUCAAGCUCGGCAGAUCACCCUGCAGUGGGAACCUCUGGCCUUUAACCUCACACGCUGCCACACCUAUUCUGUCUCGCUGUGUUACCGCUAUGCCAUCGCAGGGGGCACCGGUGGUGCUGGGCACAACACCACCAUCAGAGAAUGUCUAGCAGUGGAGCGUAACACAUCACGGUUCACCCUCCGAGAUCUGCCACCCUACCACAUCAUUCACGUUCGACUUGCCCUUGCCAACACUGAAGGCAAAAAGGAAGGGAAAGAGGUCGUGUUCCAGACUGAGGAAGACAUUCCUGGUGGAAUCGCUCCAGAGUCUCUAACCUUCACCCCGUUGGAUGAUAUGGUCUUUUUAAAGUGGGAGGAGCCAGUGGAGCCCAAUGGUAUCAUUACUCAGUAUGAGAUUAGCUACCAGAGCAUUGAGUCAUCUGACCCUGGCAUUAAUGUACCAGGCCCACGGCGCACUGUGUCCAAGCUGAGGAAUGAAACAUACCACAUGUUCUCCAACCUACAUCCAGGUACCACUUACCUCAUCUCGGUACGGGCACGAACUGCCAAAGGUUUUGGCCAGACAGCUCUCACAGAGAUCACCACCAACAUUUCAGCACCCACCUUUGAUUAUGCAGACAUACCAUCUCCACUGAGUGAGACAGAAAACACCAUCACCGUGUUGCUGCGUCCUGCCCAAGGCCGUGGUGCCCCAGUCAGUACGUAUCAGGUAGUUGUGGAGGAGGAGAGUGGGAGGAAGUUGAAGAGAGAGCUGGGAAUGCAGGAAUGUUUUCCUGUUCCCACCUCUCAUGGUGAAGCACAGGCACGUGGCGCUCCACACUACUACACAGCCGAACUGCCCCCCAGCAGCCUGGCCGAGGCCACACCCUUUACUGUGGGGGACAACCAUACCUACAAUGGCUACUGGAACAGCCCCCUAGACCCCAGGAAAAACUACCUCAUCUACUUUCAGGCCAUGAGCAAUUUUCGAGGGGAAACAAGGAUAAACUGCAUCCGAAUCGCCCGUAAAGCGGCCUGUAAGGACCUUCGACGGCCUCUGGAGGUGACGCAGCACUCGGAGGAGAUGGGGCUUAUUCUAGGAAUCUGUGCAGGGGGGUUGGUGGUCCUCAUUCUGUUACUGGGAGCCAUCAUCAUCAUCAUUAAGAAAGGAAGGGACUACUACUCUUACUCUUACUAUCCUAGGAAACCGGUGAACAUGAAUAAGACUCCCAUUACAUACAGGCAGGAGAAGAGUCAUAUGAUGGGCUCAAUGGAGCGCAGCUUUGCAGACCAGAGCACCCUGCAGGAGGAUGAGAGAAUGGCUCUGUCCUUUAUGGAUGCCCACACCUGCAGUACCCGGAGUGAUCCACGCAGCUCCAUGAAUGAGUCAAGCAGCCUGCUGGGUGGAUCUCCUCGGAGGCAUUGUGGAAGUAAAGGUUCUCCGUAUCACACCGGGCAGCUCCACCCUGCUGUACGUGUCGCUGAUCUGCUGCAACACAUCAACCAGAUGAAGACGGCAGAGGGCUACGGAUUCAAGCAGGAGUAUGAAAGUUUUUUUGAAGGCUGGGACGUCACUAAGAAGAAGGAUAAAACAAAGGGAAGACAUGAUACUCUAAUGGAUUAUGACCGUCACCGUGUGAAGCUGCACCCACUCCUUGGGGAUCCGAACUCUGACUACAUCAAUGCCAAUUACAUUGAUAUUCGGAUAAACAGGGAAGGCUACCAUCGAUCCAACCACUUUAUCGCCACACAGGGACCCAAGCAGGAGACAGUGUACGAUUUCUGGAGGAUGGUGUGGCAGGAGAACUGCUUCAGCAUCGUUAUGAUUACCAAACUCGUGGAGGUGGGCAGGGUUAAGUGCUAUAAGUACUGGCCUGAUGACACAGAGAUGUAUGGAGACAUCAAAAUUAGCCUGCUGAAGACAGAAACUCUGGCUGAAUAUGCAGUACGCACCUUCUCCUUAGAGAGGAGGGGUUACUCUGCCAAGCAUGAGGUGCAGCAGUUUCACUUCAUGUCAUGGCCAGAACACGGAGUUCCAUACCAUGCCACGGGCUUGCUGGCCUUCAUCCGCCGUGUCAAAACCUCGACACCACCUGAUGCUGGCCCUGUGGUGGUCCACUGCAGUAUGGGGGCCGGUAGGACAGGCUGCUACAUUGUGCUGGAUGUCAUGUUAGACAUGGCAGAGUGUGAGGGAGUGGUGGACAUCUACAACUGUGUGAAAACUCUCUGUUCUCGCCGCAUCAACAUGAUCCAAACAGAGGAACAGUAUAUAUUUAUUCAUGAUGCCAUCCUGGAAGCAUGCCUGUGUGGAGAAACAGCUAUUCCGGUGAACGAGUUUGCACUCACAUAUAAGGAGUUACUAAGGGUUGACUCCCAGAGCAACUCCUCACAGCUCCGUGAAGAGUUCCAGACGCUGAACUCUGUGACACCUCACCUGGAUGUGGAGGAGUGCAGCAUCGCACUGUUACCACGGAACCGUGAGAAGAAUCGCAGCAUGGAUGUUUUGCCUCCAGACCGCGCUCUCGCUUUCCUGGUUACUACAGAGGGCGAGAGUAACAACUACAUCAACGCUGCUCUCACUGACAGCUUCCAUCGGCCGGCAGCCUUCAUAGUGACACCUCAUCCUCUACCUGGCACAACCACUGACUUUUGGAGGUUGGUGUUUGACUAUGGAUGCACCUCCAUCAUCAUGCUCAACCAACUCAACCAGUCAAACUCAGCCUGGCCUUGUGUGCAGUAUUGGCCUGAACCUGGUCUCCAGCAGUAUGGCCCCAUGCAGGUGGAGUUUCUCUCCAUGUCUGCUGAUGAAGAUAUAAUCACACGGCUGUUCCGGGUUACAAAUGUUUCACGGCUACAGGAGGGUCAUCUGGUGGUGUGCCAGUUCCAGUUCCUGCGUUGGUCAGCGUAUCGUGAUGUUCCCGACUCCAAGAAGGCCUUCCUUAACCUGCUAGCCCAUGUGCAGAAGUGGCAAAGAGAAUGUGGCGAUGGUCGGACUGUGGUCCACUGCCUUAAUGGAGGUGGGCGCAGUGGCACGUUUUGUGCAUGCACUAUUCUGAUGGAGAUGAUCCAGUAUCAGAGUAUGGUGGAUGUCUUCUAUUCUGCCAAGACCUUGAGGAAUGCGAAACCCAAUAUGGUGGAGUCACUGGAGCAGUACCGCUUUUGUUAUGACCUGGUGAUGGAAUAUUUGGAGUGCAUGGACCUCAGAUAGCAACAUAUCUCAACUGUCCUGUAAAUACAGAGGAGGACUGCUGGAAAAUUCGUCUUCUGUAUUCUCUCUCUCUCUCUCUCUCUCUCUCUCUCUCUCUCUCUCUCUAUCACUUUGAGAUGUAUUUCCAUCUCUCUCCCUUUUCCCUUUGUCAGCUCCCUCACAUCAAAAUUCUUACCUUGGAGGAGAAGAGCAGAAAAUAAACAUGUGAGCAGAAGCGUUCGCCUUUCCCCUGGAAUGUUUAGAUGUGGUGGACCAUCCAUGUCCUAGUUGUUUGUGGUUUAGUGUUGUUUUGUCAGCAUCUUUUCCCCUCCUGUUCUCCCCUGAGCUGCGAGCAAUCUACUCAGAAUAACUCAAAGCCGGCUCUGGUACCGAGUGCAAGCGCGUCUUGACUUCAUUUCUUGAGAGUGCGACCUAUGUUAUGUUGUUCCAUGCUGGAAAUGCUGAAAGACAGAAAGUGUCCCUUGUUGGCUGGACUGAGGAAACAAAAGAGGUGUUGCCUGGAUGUGUUCUCCCUACAUGCAGUACACCAGAGUGAGACAUCUGAGGCAUGGUCUAUAAGAUUAAGAAGAGCAGAACAUAGACACACUUAAGGAUACUCUCUUUCUCUGUUACUUGAACAUUGAAUUAAUUCACUUGACAGGGCAUCUCUAUGGAGGGGUUUUCACUGAAGAACCUUGGAUAUCCAUUUAACAAAAGGAUGUCUGGACUGCAUUAUACAAUCCUAGUAUUGUACCUGGUUGGACCAUCUACAGUUUUAACCAAUAGGAAUGCGUCAUAUUGGUCACUGUCUGUCAUUUCCUACAACACAACAAUUCAAUGUCACUUACUGAAAAAAAAAGAGCUGCCAUAAAUUUGAUGGCUUUAAUACCCUGCCCUAACUUUUAUUAUUAUUAUUAUUAUUAUUAUUAUUAUUAUUGCUUUUCUCAUUUUGUACAUAGAUGUAAGAUCUGCAGAUGUUCUGUUUGUAGACAGAUUGAAUUACUGGUCAGUGUCAUCAGACAAAAAUGGUUAACAGGUUGACACUCACUUUUGCCCUUAUAUACUGUAGCUGAGCAAGAGAAGUUCUAAAUAAGAUUUACAGUUGCAUUUAGAGGGUGCAACAAGGGCAAAGCCAAACUAAAAAGAUAGGGUGGAAUGAUCGCAAGAAGUCAACCAGUGUCGACUUCUAACCAUUUAUCUUCACGCUGGCUAGUAUAUGUCAAUUGGUUAGUGUUAAUCAGUUAUGUGGCUGAAUGUUGCUGUCUAAAUGUUCAACUGAUGCAGCAGCCUGGAUGUAAGAUAUUUUAUAAUAUCCCUUUUAAUUUCAGCAGUUGAACUUGGUGACUCAUUUCACCACAUGUUCAUACAUCUGUUCAGGUGUGUAUGAAAUAAAUGUAUGAAAUACUCAAAAUGACCAGUCACUAUUAGACUCAUUUAAUCUUUCUGAAUACAAAUAUUAGUUUCCUAAUAAUUACUUUCAAAUAAAUAUCUCAUAAAGUAUCUCAAACAGUCAACAAAGUAAAUAAAUAUUCUUUUUCAGUUUAUGAUUUACUGCUUGUAUGUAGUCUAGGUAAAGCAGCACCAUGUUAAAGCCAUAUUAAAGAUCAAUGACACUCACAUAGUGUAUUUUAGAAAUGCCUGCUGAAAUAUUAUUUUUAGACUGACUAGUUACCGGUUGCCAGACAUACUCCAAGCUAUUGAAGUUUACUGAAAGUUAUUAUAGCUUGUUUAUUUGUAUAUGUGGUUUAAUUAAUCAGCAAAUGUCUGAGAUUUUCUAAUUGCCGUACUGAUUAGCUAAAGUUCCCCAAAAUAACAAUGUAGCAUUAGUAGUGAUGACUCAGAAACUCUUUUCUCCUUAACGCUAUUUAUUACCUGGCAAGUUUGACCAGCAUGCUUCUGUUUUGUGGCAAUUGGCAGCCAGUUAGUCCAAUCUGGAUUUUUUAGCAGGAAUGUGGGAAAAAUAAAACUCCUAAGAUGAUUCUCUACACAAAGUGUAAUACAUUAUUAAUGCAAUGGAAUAACAACAAGCUGUACUUCAUAGUUGUUUUUGCAAAAUAAUGUAAUGUGGGUAAAAAAAAAGGAUCAGGUACAGUAUCUAAAUGGGCAUAAUUAAAGUUUUGCAGUGCAUUCACUGCUUUAUCCCACAUCAUUAAUAAAGUGCAUAAUUAAUGUGCUUGCAUCUGAUUAUGUGCAAACUGCAGAGCCACAGCUAGAGCCAAAUUUAUCUGACCUGAAAUAGAUUGGCAACUGCUGGUAAUUAUAUGAAAUCAAGUGCUGUCUUUUAAUCCUUUAAUAAUUUAUAUAGGUACAGGCUUUGAUUGUCACGCCAGUUUUCUUUAUCAACAUAUGGAUAAAGAGCUUAUUAGUAAUUCCUCAGUAUUUUGUGAGGUAAUUUUGGGUCGGUUUGUAAACAUUCCUUAAACAAUGAUGUCCUGACUUACAUCGGCAUUAAUGAAAGCAGGUGGUAAUCUAGACACUGUCAGAGUUUAUCCAAAUCAGUAAGAUGGUUGACACUUUGAGAGAUGGGUGCUCUAUUCUGCAUUAACCAUCAAUAUCAGCUUUAAACACAAUCUAACAAAUAGAUAGGUUUGGACACGUCCUUCUCAUUAUUCUAAACGUGGCAAGGAGAGUAGCAAACGUUGUGUAAGUUAAAUAGGGAAAAGAUAAAUGCAUAAAGAUGGUGAAAUCAAUAAAAUAGGAAGAGUCAAAUGUUUAAAAAAUAUAGAUAGUAAAUGAUAAAUGGACAACUAUUAUGUUUUUUUUAUUUAUUUUAAUUUUUUUAAUGACUGACACUUUAAUUUAUUACCUUUUAGGAAAAAAUGUAAUUUUGUUUUUUCUUAAUUCACCCAAUUAUAAAGUCUAAUAUUUUAUCAUAUAUCCAUACUGUAUAAUAAUUAAAAUACUCCACAAACAUUUGCACAAGUUGUAUACAGCAUAAUUUAAUUGGAAAUAUACUUGCACACACGUCUUACAAAUAAUAUUCUAACUGCAGAGCUGCCAAAAAUGUCGUAUUGGAGAUUCAUCAGGUUAAUUGUCAUUAAAAACCCACACACAAGAUUUUAGUGCAGCUGCUUUGUCUUUUUAUAGCUGUGCAUAUGUCAUUCCAGAUGUUGGGCUUUUGGUCUGACACUGAGUGACAGUCUCUCUAGCCAAUGGCAUCCAGCACAGUCCAAAACUCCAAGCCAACAAGCUGGUUUAGAGAGUCAAGGGAAUCCACUGAAUGGUCUGACAGAUGGAACAGUUUAUAAUAGGAAAGAGUUAUUGAGGGUUCAUACGGAGAAUUUUAAUAACCUGUUUUUUUUUUGUUUUUUUUUUUAAAUGACCCUGAACUUUGUGAGAAAGUGCCUGGACCCUCAUAAUGGAACUGAAGAGUAUGUGUACAUAUGGAUGUAUAUUUGUUUAUGUGAAUAGUAUGUGAAUAAACCAAUACAUGCUUGGCUACAUUUAAAAGUAAAUGCUAAAAAAAGUUGAAUGUAUUGUACUGUAUAUUACUUUUUUAUUCAUUAAUGUGCGACCAAAUGAUAUAAUGCAUCUAUCGCCUGCUGUGGAGAUCAAACAAGUGCAACCUAAAGUCCCUCCAUGAAGCCCACCUGUAGUCAUACCAGACCGCAUAACCUUGCAGUCUUUUAUUCUGUCUCUCAUAUAGUAUUAGAUACAUAUUUACCAUUUAUUUUCUUAUUUUGUACAGCAUGUUGUUCAAUGGUCCAGUGUGCUUAUUUAGACAACAUGGAAAAACAGUGGACUUUUGCCAUCUAGUCUGAUGUGGAGACGGCCUGUGGGCUGCUUCUUCCAUGUUGUUAUAAUUAUUUUUUCCCUUUUUUGUAAGUGUUUGUGUAUGGUGCUGAAUGGACUGAAAAGAAUAUUGUGUUUUUGACCAUAUAUUUGUGGGUUUGCAAGGGAACAUGGAAGCAGAUGUGACAGAGCUCUGAGGGUUGGAGGGGUUUUUUGUCUUUGAAAAAAGAUGAAUAAAAGGUUCUACAAAGUAUGUUACUCA